CUCGGGCGGAGGCGGAGCAAGUUUCUUAAUGAUAUCAUCGGCAGCACCGCCUCCAGCCCCGUCCCUAGCACACACACUAGCCUGCUAUGGAGAAGGGGGGCGUGCCACUUGCAAAUUAGCACUGUAAAGCCUCAUCACACAUGCUACGUAACAGGCAUUGUUGAUAUGUCGCCUAGCAACGACAGGCAGCGUGUUCUGUUGUUGCUGUGACAACGGAUGUAAACAUCAGUACCACUGCUCACCUGUAUUCCGCUACACUCCAUAGAGAAUCCUCUCCUCUUAAAAAGAUGGUGAUUGGGACCAACACCCGGAAGGCUGUCCAGUCCGAGCACACCAAGGGCAAAGCUUCUUCUGAGGGCUUCACCGUUAGAGCCAUGAUGAAGAAUUCAACAGUUAGAGGCCCCCCAGCAGCAGGGGCAUUCAAAGAACGACCUGCAAAGCCCACGACUUUUCGCAAGUUUUAUGAGCGAGGAGACUUUCCAAUCGCCCUUGAGCAGGAUGCGAAAGGAAACAAAAUAGCCUGGAAGGUGGAGAUUGAGAAAUUGGAUUAUCAUCACUACUUGCCUCUCUUCUUUGAUGGUCUUUGUGAAAUGGCACAUCCUUAUAAAUUUUUUGCACGUCAGGGAGUCCAUGACAUGCUGGAGCACGGAGGACCAAAGAUUCUGCCUGUCAUUCCUCAGCUCAUUAUACCCAUAAAAAAUGCCUUGAACACUCGCACCCGGCAAGUCAUCUGCAACACUCUCAAAGUUCUGCAGCAUUUAGUUGUUUCAUCUGAAAUGGUGGGUGAAGCUCUUGUCCCCUACUACCGCCAGAUUCUUCCCAUUCUCAACAUCUUCAAGAAUAUAAAUGUGAACUCAGGCGAUGGCAUUGACUACAGCCAGCAAAAACGUGAAAACAUUGGUGACCUGAUUCAAGAAACACUAGAAGCUUUUGAGCGCCAUGGAGGAGAAGAUGCGUUUAUUAAUAUAAAAUAUAUGGUGCCUACCUACGAAUCUUGUCUGCUGAACUAAAUAAAAUAGGAUUAUUGAUUGAAAAUAAAGGCUAUGUGCUUCCAAAUUUGUACAUCCAACUGAAACAUUUUUUUUCUCGUGUUUAUGACUUUCUCUCUUCACAGCUGCUAAAAUGAGAUCUUCAGGGCCAUUUCACUGUUAGUACUAUUGUGAACAAGGCUAUCAAAUACAUAAACAGUGACUGUUCCUUACAUUA
Rana temporaria (common frog) is the source of this 1206-nucleotide messenger RNA. It is a transcript of the gene PACRG, whose product is annotated as parkin coregulated. Gene Ontology annotation, molecular function: Hsp90 protein binding; Hsp70 protein binding. Lineage: Eukaryota; Metazoa; Chordata; Amphibia; Anura; Ranidae. The transcript is spliced from 5 exons. The record is from RefSeq and is a predicted model, not a curated record. Gene Ontology annotation, cellular component: neuron projection; cytosol; vesicle. The coding region runs from base 288 to 1010 and encodes 240 amino acids.